CUGUGAGGUGACCCACAUUUGCAUUUCAGCAAGAAAGUCAAGUCAACUCAAAAUCAUGGCGUCUGCCCUGCACCUCCCCCUCCGCCAUAAACUUCGCAAUUUUAACUACCCCCCUCUCCCUCCUUUAUCGCAUCAAAUUCAUUCGCUUCCGCUCUCUCUCCGUCCCCAAAUUUCUCUCUGUCAACGAACCCUAGCCACCCACCCACUCCUCCUUUUUCAAAAUUUGAAUUUAUUUUAGAUUUGUUCUAGCUGCGGAGGCUGGAGCUGGUUUACUAAGCUGCGGAGGCUGGAGCUGGUUUACUAAGCUGCUUCUCUCCGGAAUCUAUUGGGUUCCGUUCAACUCGGUAAGCGUUAUUUACUUGGAAGUGAACUGUAUCUGUAUGUACCUCUCGUUUCGGGCAUUAUAAGCUCUGCGGGCUAUUUAGUAUGGGUCUUGCUUCGAGUUUAUGAAUAUUUGUUCCGGACGAAUUCACUUCCAGGUAUUCUUGUUACUGCUAAUUUUCGCUGUAUGUGACAUGGAGAGCCAAGAGGUCAUGGCGAAUGGUUGGAGGGGUGAUUCUGCUUUGCACGGGGACGCCCUUGAGUUUGUUAAUAGUGAGAAUGGUUUCUCUCAUGUUGCUGGCGAUGACGAAGAGAAGGGGAAUUUAGCAGAGGAGGUUUUGGGGGAUUUGGAGGAAUAUUGGGAAGAUAUCAAUGACAGGUUAAUGAUUUCAAGAAUGGUCAGUGAUUCUGUUAUCAAGGGUAUGGUGACUGCUGUGGAGCAAGAGGCAGCCGAGAAGGAACUGGAAGUAGCCAGUUUGAAGGAGUUGCUGUACUCUGAUCGAGUAGGAAGUGGAAGAUUUGAGCAAGAACUUAAAUCUCGAGGUUUUGGGAGGUUUUCGAACCUCCCGACUCUGUGUGUAAAAAUUGAAAAUAGUAGAGAGGAAUUAAAUGCUGUAAGGAAUCUUACAAUAGAACAGUUGGUUAGCGUUAAGAAGGAUAUUGGAUCUGUGAGUGCAUCUAAUUCGUUGUGGAAGAUUGGAUCAGGACUCGAAUGGCUGGGGUUGGGUGGUGGGAGUUUACCCGAAAAGCAGUGUGCAAGGUUGGUGCAUAUUGAUGAGAUACUGCAGAACCUUGAAAAAACAGUGGAUAUUGUGUGCACGAAGGCCGACGAUGUGUUGCAUUCUUCUAAGGUUUCACUUUGUGAGUUGCAACAGGAACAAGAUAUAUUAGCCAGCCUUGAGGGUAUAGUGAUAGAAAGUGUGUUUAAAAGACUUAAAGAUGAAUUUGAGGAGAAAUUGUUGGAACAGUUACAGAAUACACAAUUUGGUAGAAUUCAGAGUAUGAAUUGGCUUGGAAAGUUCCAUGAGCUAUCUAAUUUAGGUGGUCAGUUGGAUGCUAUUCUUAAGUCACUCUCCAUACAUGACUCGGGGUUAGUUUCUCAUGGAUCACAUGAUUUAGAUCAGUUACAUCAAAAGAUCUUCACCAAUCAUGUUACUCCAUCAUGCGGGGAAAAUGGAACACUAGAUGCAUCAAGUAUUCAUGUUGCUGAGAUCUAUGAUAUUCAGCAGCUGCAACACCUGUCGAAGGAGGGAAUGGUAGACUAUUUUAAUGACAUUAUAAUUAAGAUGAAGAGAGAACAUGAAUCGGCUUUGCAUCAGAAGACUGAACAGUAUUUCCGUUUAAAACGAGAAUACCUGAAAGAGAGGAGUUCCUUUGUGACGCACAGGGACGAAGAAUUUGAUGUUCUAAGGAAAAAGAUUCCUGAAGUUAUAUCAAAGCUGGAGAACUUCCUCUUGGAAAAUGAAAGAUUCCCUGCACUGAUACACACUUCUGAAAGUAUUGGGAACAUGAAGCAAAGACUUGAGAUCCUUCACUCUGAAAAUCAGGAACUGAGAGACUGUCUUGCUGAAAAGCAAAAGGAGGUGAAGCAUCUAGAAAUGCAGGUUGCAGACUCUGCUGCUCAGCAGUUGCAGCAUUCCUUGUCCAAAGAAAUGAUGCCAAAACUGACAGAAAACCGCAGCUCAGCAGUGGAAGAGUCGCAUAUGGAAGCUUUGCUGAAUGAACUAGUGUUUAAUUGUGCUAUCAGGAAUCAGAUUGCUCAGACAAGAAGUGAUUCUAAUGAUAAACACUUGGAGGUCCCCACUGAACAACCAGAAGCUGUUGUUUCUGCCGAAGCAGAAGAUAAAUAUGAAAAUGAAGAUUCAGAGGUUGAAUCAUUGAUAGCUGAAGGGUUCUGUGGAUUGGUAUAUGCUGAAGCUGUAAAGGAUGCAGAGCAUAAAUUCAGUGACUUGAAUAGGGAACUUCUGGUGAAUAAAAAUAUCAUAAACUGUCUGGAGGUGAAAGCAGGUGAAAAGGAGAAUGAAUUAAGCCAGGUGGUUGAAGAGACAAAUAAAUUAAAACGAGAAAUACUUGAUAUGGGAACUGCAAUGGAACAGAAGGAGAAAUUAGCAGCUGAUUUAUCAGUUUCACUAUCAAAACAGAGGGAGCAGUUUGAGCAAGCUUCUCAAGAACUAGAGAAUAUACGGCAACAUGCAGCUCAACAACAAACGCUAGUUAUUGAAAGCAACCAGGAGUUGCAAUUACUGAAGUCUGAACAUUUGAAAGCAUUGAAACAGAUUCAGAUUGAUAAAAUUGAAAUGCAUAAGCUGAAUCAAACGACAGAGAUGUUAAUGGUUGCCAAUAAAAGGGAACUGGAAAUGGCUGUUAGUGGGAUCUCAAAAAUGUUUGAUGAUUUUGAAUGCAGAGCGUCAGGUGUCAUAAAGAAAAAUAAUUUAAGGUUGGAAAAUACAAAAACUCACUUGAAAGAUCUUAACGAGAUGGCUUAUGCACUUAAAAGAAAAGAGCUGACGUAUAAACAGAGAUUGGAACGAAAAUUUGCUGAUCUCCAAAUGGCUGAGUCUGAGGUUGACCUUUUAGGAGACGAGGUUGAUGCUUUGUUGAGAUUGCUUGAGAAAAUAUAUAUCGCACUUGAUCACUACUCUCCUAUUUUAAAGCAUUAUCCUGGGAUUAUUGAGAUCCUGAAACUGGUCAGAAGGGAAUUGAGUGGAGAAGCUACUCGGAUACAUGAUUAACUUUUUGGUAAGGAUGCAUAGCGUCGAAAUGGAAGCUGCAUCUUGAAAAAGAGUUGGUAGCUAAGGUCGGAUCCUUUUUGCUUGCGCGAGCCCAGCCUUGGAGUUUACCUAUUUGUCCAUAAAACUAGGGAAGUUUUCAGGUUUUGAAAUGCCUUAUACUUUCUGUCUUGAAGAUUAAUAAGGUUGUCUUGUUUGGGUGUAGAUGUUUUGAUGAUCGUCAUGUUAUAGAUUAUAGAGCCAAGGGGAGGCUUGUUUUAGAGAAUGGAUACAUACAUGUCCUGAAAGGGGAAGGAUGUGAUCAUUCCUUCUACUGUGCAGUUAGUUCCAACUAAAUUGCUUUUUAUUCAGAUUUUCAAAUCACUAAAAUUUUAGGUUCUGUUUACGGAAAAUUUUCUUUCUC
Messenger RNA from Andrographis paniculata, 3453 nucleotides. Its product is annotated as WPP domain-associated protein. The record is from RefSeq and is a predicted model, not a curated record. The coding region runs from base 447 to 3053 and encodes 868 amino acids. NCBI's taxonomy places the organism in Eukaryota, Viridiplantae, Streptophyta, Magnoliopsida, Lamiales, Acanthaceae. The transcript is spliced from 5 exons.